GCCCCCUCGGGGAAAGCGCGCGCCGCCGCAAUAACUAGCCUCUAGCCGGCGGGGAAGGAAGAGACUGUCUGGAGCACGAGCUUCUGAAGCGGGCCAGGGCCGAGCCUACCGCUGGUUGGUGCUCGGACCACGGCGGCAGGCCCCUCCACGUGUUUUCCGCGGCGUCAUGGAACUGGAGGAGCUGGGGAUUCGGGAGGAAUGUGGCGUGUUCGGGUGUAUAGCUUCUGGAGAGUGGCCCACGCAGCUAGAUGUGCCGCAUGUGAUCACUCUGGGACUCGUGGGGCUGCAGCACCGGGGUCAGGAGAGUGCUGGUAUUGUGACCAGCGAUGGGAACUCUGUGCCCACAUUCAAAGUUCAUAAGGGAAUGGGUCUUGUAAACCAUGUUUUUACUGAAGACAAUUUGAAGAAAUUAUAUGUUUCAAAUCUUGGAAUUGGACAUACGAGGUAUGCCACUACAGGAAAGUGCGAAUUAGAAAAUUGCCAGCCGUUUGUUGUUGAAACGCUUCAUGGGAAAAUAGCUGUGGCACAUAAUGGCGAACUGGUAAAUGCAGCUCGAUUAAGGAAAAAGCUUCUGCGGCAUGGCAUUGGUCUUUCCACAAGCUCUGACAGUGAGAUGAUUACCCAGUUGCUGGCAUAUACUCCUCCUCAGGAACAAGAUGACACUCCAGAUUGGGUAGCAAGGAUUAAAAACUUAAUGAAGGAGGCACCCACAGCAUACUCUCUGCUUAUAAUGCACAGGGAUGUUAUUUAUGCAGUACGGGAUCCUUAUGGAAAUCGUCCUCUAUGCAUUGGUCGCCUUAUUCCAGUUUCUGAUAUACGUGACAAAGAGAAAAAAACUUCAGAAACUGAAGGAUGGGUGGUAUCAUCAGAAUCGUGUAGCUUUUUAUCUAUUGGUGCAAGAUACUUCCGUGAAGUGGAGCCUGGGGAAAUUGUGGAAAUAUCUAAACAAGGUGUUCAAACUCUUGAUAAGAUAACAAGAUCUGAAGGAAACCCAGUGGCUUUUUGUAUCUUUGAAUAUGUUUAUUUUGCAAGACCAGAUAGUAUAUUUGAAAACCAAAUGGUUUAUCAAGUAAGAUACAGCUGUGGUCAGCAGUUGGCUGUUGAAGCACCUGUGGAUGCAGACUUGGUUAGCACAGUUCCAGAAUCAGCUACACCUGCUGCUCUUGGGUAUGCAACAAAGUGUAAACUUCCAUAUGUGGAAGUGUUAUGUAAAAACCGGUAUGUCGGAAGAACCUUCAUUCAGCCAAACAUGAGGUUAAGACAACUUGGUGUUGCAAAAAAAUUUGGAGUGUUGUCUGACAACUUUAAAGGAAAAAGAAUUGUUCUUAUAGAUGAUUCAAUUGUGAGAGGCAAUACUAUCUCACCCAUAAUAAAAUUGUUAAAAGAAUCUGGUGCAAAAGAGGUGCACAUUCGAGUAGCUUCACCGCCAAUAAAAUAUCCAUGUUUCAUGGGAAUAAACAUUCCCACAAAAGAAGAGCUGAUAGCCAAUAAACCAGAGUUUGGACGUCUUGCAGAAUACCUUGGAGCAAACAGUGUUGUGUAUCUGUCGGUAGAAGGACUGGUUUCAUCUGUACAACAAGGGAUAAAAUUUAAGAAACAGAAAGUGAAAAAACAUGAUAUCACAAUUCAAGAAAAUGGAAAUGGUCUGGAAUGCUUUGAAAAGACUGGACACUGUACAGCUUGUCUCACUGGACAGUACCCUGUGGAACUAGAAUGGUAGCUGGUGGAACAGUUGUGCUUCAAGAUGGAAAAUUAAGAAGUGGUUACAGAUUGUCUGUUUUUUUAAUUGGUACAAAAUAAAGUAUAAUACCACAUA
Molecule: messenger RNA, 1816 nt
Organism: Nannospalax galili (Upper Galilee mountains blind mole rat)
Lineage: Eukaryota; Metazoa; Chordata; Mammalia; Rodentia; Spalacidae
Gene: Ppat
Product: phosphoribosyl pyrophosphate amidotransferase
Exons: 11
Coding region: 167-1720 (517 amino acids)
Biological process (GO): purine nucleobase biosynthetic process; purine nucleotide biosynthetic process
Molecular function (GO): amidophosphoribosyltransferase activity
Source: RefSeq, a predicted model, not a curated record